This is a messenger RNA of Serinus canaria (Common canary), 1723 nucleotides long. Its product is annotated as homeobox protein HMX1-like. The record is from RefSeq and is a predicted model, not a curated record. The coding region runs from base 1 to 789 and encodes 262 amino acids. Gene Ontology annotation, biological process: regulation of transcription by RNA polymerase II. Gene Ontology annotation, cellular component: nucleus. NCBI's taxonomy places the organism in Eukaryota, Metazoa, Chordata, Aves, Passeriformes, Fringillidae. Gene Ontology annotation, molecular function: RNA polymerase II transcription regulatory region sequence-specific DNA binding; DNA-binding transcription factor activity, RNA polymerase II-specific. The transcript has 2 exons.
AUGGUGCAGCUCGGGGGCGACCGCCGAGCUCCUCCGGCCCCGGCCGCGCCGCCGGCCUUCAGCAUCGACAGCAUCCUGCAGCGCGGCCCCCGCCGCCCGGCCAGGGAGCAGGGCAGAGCCCACUGCGCGCUGCCGGAGGAAGAGGAGGAGGAAGAGGAGGGAGAGGGGCCUGAGCAAGACCCCAAUAAAGGCUCCAGCGACUCGGGCAGCGAGCCCCGCCGGCUCCGGUCAGAAGGGACGAGCCGCGGCCUCCGCCCCGAGGGCGGCGAUGCGGGGUCCCCGCUCCCCACGGAGGAGCUACGCGGUCCCCGGCAGCCGCCGCCGCGAGAGGCCGGGGUCUGCGGCGCGGAGAAUGGCAGAUCACCGGCGGCGGGCGGCAGGAAGAAGACACGGACCAUCUUCUCCAAGAGCCAGGUGUUCCAGUUGGAGUCCACCUUCGAUGUGAAACGCUAUCUGAGUAGCUCCGAGAGGGCCGGACUGGCCGCCGCGCUGCACCUCACCGAGACCCAGGUGAAGAUCUGGUUCCAGAACCGCCGCAACAAGCUCAAGAGACAAAUGUCAUCCGAGCCCGAGGGCCAGGGGCCGGGGCCGGCCGAGCCCCUCGGGGAGCUGCAGCCCCCCACUGCCGCCUCGGCUCUCUCCUUCCCGGCCCUCUACAAGGACAGCCCCCUGCUCAGUCGCUGCCUGCUGCCGCUGCCUUUCCCUCUGCUCUGCCCGGGCAGCGCCAUCCCCUACCUCUGCCUCCCCGGGCCGGGCAAACACUUCAGCCUGGUGGAUGGGGAUGUAUAGCCCUGGCCUCCGACCUUCCCUUGCCGGAGGCUGCCCCGAUUUUAUUUAUGACCCCGCUGUGCAGGUGGAGAGUCCUUCUUCGCCGCAGCCACCACCCGGCCCACGGAGGGGCCGCCCGGGCUGCCCCCGCGCGUGUCCGACGCUGCCAAAGCUCGGAAGGGCACUGCCAAGCCGCUCUCCCUCCUGCAGCGCUUUUUCGGAGGUCAGGAAGGAGGAGAUAACACGGAACCACCAAAGAAACGGGGACGUGCUCUGCCUGCCUCCCUUCCAAAUUAUCCCGUUCUGGUAUUGCAGCAGGGCCCGUGCUCUGCCUCAGUCCGUGGGGACCGUGUCCCCGUGUCUGUCCCAAGCGCCGUGGCGGUCGCUUUACCGUGAACCGAGUCACGUUUCAUACAGAUUGGUAAUGGCGAGGGCCGCUCUGUCCUUCUCUAUCUCUCAAACUCUUCUCCUCUAAUAUCCCUCCGAGUAGCUUCUCCCCAUCUUUUACAUUAUCAAAAUGUAGACACCUUUCCUCAGAUUUGGUUCUUAAACUGUGACUUUCCUGCUUUUUUUCCCCUUCGGAAGAAACACCCCAAGAUCUCUCUCACAUGUUUUGAGCUAACUGGUUCUCAGACUGGGAGUCGUGUGAUGUUUUUACAGAGCAAAACAAGCUGUCUCUUGUGCUAAUCCCGCCCCGAAAUCUCGUGGGACGGUUUUACCUGCUAUCCUAGGGUAAAGAAGUGGGCUUUUGAAGUUUUUUAUAUCUAUCUACAUAUAAAUUUGCAAACGCUUUUGUCGUCCUUUGGUUUCUAAGUUAACGCGCUUUAUAUCCCAAGGUUGGAAAUAAACCUUUUCAGAAAGUUGAAACUUCUGCCUUUUCAAUAGUCACUACUAGGUAGUAUCAAAUGAAAGAUAUUUCCUAGAGUGCAUAGAUGGUUUUUAUUCUACAAAUAAA